Molecule: messenger RNA, 339 nt
Organism: Macrosiphum euphorbiae (potato aphid)
Lineage: Eukaryota; Metazoa; Arthropoda; Insecta; Hemiptera; Aphididae
Source: the annotation of a GenBank genome assembly
AUGAUUUCAAUGAUACAAGUUCGAAGUGAUGUGGGGAUGAGGAUUCCGAAAACGGCGAAAACAAAUCUUUUGAAUUUGUUACAGCAAAUAGUCUGCGUUUGGCCAUUCUGUUUACACUCGACAUUAAAGCCUCGAGGCUCUGAGGAAACGAGUAAGUUUUGUGAGUACAAAAGUCUAAUGGAGAAGCCUGGGGUUGUUUUGGUUGUCAACACUAUUUGCCCUAUUUUGGCAAAAAAUCUAUGUUCAAUGUUAUCUAUGAUUCAAAUUUUUACUAAAAGUGAUUGGCGCCUAAAACAAACUGGUCGAAUGAAGAAAAUUUUAAACCGCCAAUGUGUGUGA